GGGUGGGAAGGUGUCAUUUGAGCAUUUGGUCCCCACAGCCCGCAACGCCGAAGUUCUGAGGGCAAUGGAUUGGAGCUCCAUGUAUGAGGACGAUGCGGCGACAAGUCAUGACCGAUCGAAGGAUGAAAUGGCCAAGUUGCUUGUCGCCGCGUCGCUGAAUGAAGAAGUGGAGAUUGGCGAGACGCGGUCCACGCGUGCAGCUCACCAGCUGAUGUCAUAUUCGUUGUCGCGAUCUCUCAGCUUCAACCCCGUUGACAUCGACCCAUCGGCCUCCGGCUACACUCCACUUGUAGCGUACUCGUUUACGGUCAAUUACAUCUUGGGCGUCGGCAGUCUCGGCGUCCCAUAUGCUUUGUACAAGGCCGGCGUGGUAUUUGGGUCAAUCUUGCUCAUUCUUGUGUCGUUUAUCUCAUACGUGACCGUGAUGUGGGUCAGUGAAGCCACUGCCCGGGUACGCGACAUGGACGCGAAGAAUUCUAAAACCAAGCUACUGCGUGAUCCGUUCCAUUUCCCCGAAGUCACAACUCUCUGCGACCGAUUCAUGGGAGUGGUUGGUGCGGCCCUGUACCAAGUGUCGUUGCUGGGUCUUAUGUACGGUGGGCUCUUGGGUUAUUCUCAAGUGUUUGUCAACAGCGUUGUGUCCCAAUUGCCGUCGACUUUGGCAUGCAGCAGCACUUUGGUGGCAGUGGUGUUUGGCCUGGUAGUGGUGCCGCUGUCUUGCGUGGAUUUAAACGAACAAAUCCACGUGCAAGUCGUCAUGGCCAUAGUGCGUUUCGUCGCAUUGACCACAAUGAUUGUCAGUGCUUUCGUCGCACUCUUUGUGGACUCCCAGGACAGUGGCACGUCAAGUCCAAUUUCGCAAGGGCCACCUUAUGCCAGUGACGUUCCAUGGAUCAACUUGGACUCGUUUGGUCUUCUCUUCAGCACCACUGUGUUUUCCCAGCUGUUUCAGCACUCCGUGCCAGGGCUGCUGGCCCCCUUGGCUCGCAAAGACCAACCUAAAGCGCCGUCAAUCUUUGGCUACGCGCUGCUGACCACAACGUGUUUCUACUUGGCGCUGUCAUUGUCGUGUUGUUACUACUUUGGUCCAAAGAUCAGCUCCAGCGUCAACUUGAAUUGGGCGUCCUUUUCGUGGGGAAUCGACGGGGCCAUACCAAUUUGGGCCAAAUUCUUGUCACUUCUGGUCGUGUUGUUUCCUGCCCUGGACACACUCAGCGUGUUUCCCCUGAUUGCGAUCACGCUUGGGGACAACUUGGCUGCGUCGCUGAAAGGUCGCGUUGUCUGGCUCAACCACAAACGCCUUGUCUGUCGCCUCAUCGCGUCGAUUCCUCCCUUGAUUGUCGCUGUCCUUGUCACGGAUCUGUCGGUGACUCUUCAAUUUUCUGGAAUUUUUGGACUAUACGUGGCGUUCAUCACCCCUGCGCUGUUGCAGCUCUUUUCUCAACGAGAAGACCCAAGACCGAAUGUUUACAGUGGACGGUUCAGCUCGGAGGGGUACAUUUUCGCGGUGUUGGGGUUUGGUGGUGUUGCCCUCAUCAUCGCGAUUGUGCAAGUGGUUUACAACGCCUAGCGUCCUCGCCCAGACAUUAUGAUAGCCAUUCAUCGACGCACGAAAUCAAUAUUUCAGUAUUGUGCGGUUAGCCACACUCUGCGGCAUGCGGUUCGUCGAGGUUGAAAAAUGGAAAGUAGUUUAAAACCUCGAGCUCGUCAUUUUGAGUAAUUUGGUUAUUUCUUUCA
Molecule: messenger RNA, 1737 nt
Organism: Aphanomyces invadans
Lineage: Eukaryota; Oomycota; Saprolegniomycetes; Saprolegniales; Verrucalvaceae
Exons: 4
Coding region: 65-1570 (501 amino acids)
Source: RefSeq, a predicted model, not a curated record